AUGAAGCGUGCACAGAUGCGGAAAAGAUUCUCUGCUAUCGUUUUGAACAGCAUAGCCACGUUGGCGCUUCAACUCGCUAUCAUCAGUGAUGCAUCGGUGUUAAAUCUUCGCAUAUUUAUGAAUGAAAUGGAAUUUAUGGCACUUUCUGUUGCUCGAGAAGUGGAAAACAUCUAUGCCGACAGGUGCAGUCGCCUCUCCUCUUGCGUAUCUUUUCACGAGUGUAAAUCUGCAUUUAAUGAGGCCACGAAGGAGUGCAGGACGGACUACGUCGCGGACUGCAGAGAUGUGGAGGGCAGCGGAUGUGGAAAGACUUAUGAUUUUUAUCAAACAAACGUACGGAUCCCUUCACAGCUCUUGAACGCACAAACAAGCCAACCAGAAGAUCCGCAUUUGAAAGAGGACUUAUGCUAUUCUAACACCAUGACAGAAACGUUCAGGAGUGCAGCUAUAGAUUUACAGAAAACUUCGGAUAAAAUUUUGCAACCCCCACAAACGUUCUUUGGCACUUCAAAUGGGAUGUUCAGGAUAUGGCCUGCACAGCACUCUGAGGUUUGCGGCAUCAUGGAUACGAGGAUUCGACCGUGGUUUGUUGCUGCGUCUAGUGGACCAAAGGACGUCGUCAUCGUCAUCGACAAAUCGGGAUCAAUGGCUGUUCAAAAUCGAUGGAAUCUCGCGAUCAAUGCGGCAAAGUCCGUAAUCGAUACACUCACUAUUGGAGACCACUUUAGCGUUGUGCUUUUCUCAGAUACUGCUGAAACUCUGGGUUUCCCAACCCUCAUGAGAGCGACGGCAGAAAAUAAAGAAGCGGUACUGAAAGCGUUGGAUCAAUCAAUCCAUAUAGGUACGACAAAUUAUGGGGCGGCAUUUGACAAGGCAUUCGAUUUGUUUGAAUUGAGUGAAACGACUGAAAUAAGUUCAAAUUGUCACCGCGCAAUUCUGUUCUUAUCUGAUGGUAAACCUACGGUUGCGGAUGACAGCAAAACUGGAACUGAACUUUACACACAUAUAGCUGAGAAGAACAUUUUCGAUGCGACGAUUUUUUCGUACGCUCUCGGUGAGAGUGCGGAUAAGGAAGCUUUAAAAAAUAUCGCGUGUACUUCCGGUGGUAUAUAUGCCAAUAUUCCGGACAACGGCGAUCUGGUACAGCAGAUGUCGGCAUACUAUAAGAUGUAUGCAAUUUUGCAAGGUGGUUCUGAAAAUAUGAAUUUUACAACUUGGGUGGAGCCUUAUUUAUAUUCAUCCGGGGUCAUGGGUACAACUGUAUCGACACCCGUUUUUGAUCGUUCUAAAGAUACGCCACUAUGGAUCGGUGUUGUUGGUGUCGACUUUACAAUUUCUGAACUUGAAGAAGCUGUUGGCGGUACAGAUAGUUACCAAGCUGUCCUGGAUGAGCUCGUUGCUGCGUCAACUGCAACAUGUCCAAACAUAACCAAAAAUUCUGAGCAACGAAUUUGUCUGAUUGAAGCGUUACGUCGUGAUGACAGCUCCGAAUGUCAUUCGAGUGAUUCUUCUUACUCCCCAAGCUGCUCGCUUCAAACAGUUACUCCAGAGUUGUGUUCAGAGGUAAGCCUUCCAAGUAUGUUUUGGGAGAACGCAAAUACGCAGGAUUACAAAUCUCGAGGGUGUUGUAGUGAUGGAGCUGGAGUUUGUACCGAAGCUUCGGCAGAGAGCGAUAAUAAAUCCUCCAGUUCUACCGGAUUGCCUUCUGAUAUUCUUGGCAUCGGUAUAGGCUUAUCACUCCCAGCCAUAAUUUUAGGAUUUCUCAAAUGCGUUGCUCCAAAUGUUGGUCGUCGAUGUCUAAAGGUUUGCGGUUGUGAAAACUGCGCAAAGUUUCUUUUCCCAGAUGCGCGCGAAAAUACAAAGCAUAUCUCUCAAAAUACUGGCCAAAUCGAAUCAAACAAAGCAGAGUUAGUGGUUCAGAAAAAUGAACUGGAGACGUUCAUAAAAGCUCAAAGACUACCGCGGCUUGUCGAUAUCACACCAGAUCUUUUAGAAGGUUCUGUGAACAUAGAUGAUGAAGGUGAUGUUCUCGGUCGAGGUGGAUAUGGUGUUGUGUAUAGAGCCCAUUACAAGAAAAAAAUAUCCGAGUACCCUUUCGAGCAAAGAUUGCAAGUUGCGGUGAAAUGCUUAUUCUACGAUCAAUCUCAACAAAGUGUACCACAUCUACCGAAUGAUGUUGCGAAUCGUGUAAAGAAGGAAGCGAAAAUUCUCUGCUCUUUGAAUCACCCAAACAUUAUAAAAAUUUAUGGCGUCGUUUCGCAUAAAGGUUGGCUUGUUAUGGAAUUAUGUGGAUUAGGAUCAGUGAAAUCAUGUAUACGAAAUUCUCAAAGGUUACCACCAGAGCAAUUACUUCGCAUAGCAAAUGACAUUGCAUGUGGUGUCAGCUACUUGCACGAUCUUUCAAUCUCAAUCAUUCAUGGAGAUUUAAAGUUAGAUAACGUGCUUUUACGCGAUGAUGGAUCAGCUGUUCUGUGCGAUUUUGGGAUGUCUGAGGCUAAAAAUCGUUCCAAGACGAUGACGAGAGCGGUACCGGAGAACGCAAAAGUCACCAUGCAAUGGACUGCUCCAGAAUUGUUUCAAGGUCAACAAAAAACAGUAUCGUCCGACAUAUAUGCCCUGGGUGUUACACUUUAUGAGUUAUUCGAGGAUAGAGAACCUUUUGAAGGAUUUUCUGAUGCACUCAUCAUGCACAAUGUGAUUAAUGGAGCGCGACCAACACUCGCACACACACCAGUCGAAAUACAAAAUUUGAUCACUGCCGCAUGGGAUCAAUCGCCGAAACUCAGGCCAAGCGCGGCACAGAUUGCAUGCUUACUUGCAAAGUAUUGA
Messenger RNA from Bathycoccus prasinos, 2829 nucleotides. RefSeq lists its product with no specific name. The record is from RefSeq and is a predicted model, not a curated record. Gene Ontology annotation, biological process: protein phosphorylation. NCBI's taxonomy places the organism in Eukaryota, Viridiplantae, Chlorophyta, Mamiellophyceae, Mamiellales, Bathycoccaceae. Gene Ontology annotation, molecular function: protein kinase activity; ATP binding. The coding region runs from base 1 to 2829 and encodes 942 amino acids. The transcript has a single exon.